This is a messenger RNA of Vitis riparia (riverbank grape), 5945 nucleotides long. RefSeq lists its product as uncharacterized. The transcript is spliced from 15 exons. NCBI's taxonomy places the organism in Eukaryota, Viridiplantae, Streptophyta, Magnoliopsida, Vitales, Vitaceae. Gene Ontology annotation, molecular function: protein binding; cysteine-type deubiquitinase activity. Gene Ontology annotation, biological process: protein deubiquitination. Bases 284 to 5233 code for a protein of 1649 amino acids. The record is from RefSeq and is a predicted model, not a curated record.
GAGUGGCUUUCUCUUUAAUCUCGUUUUCUCGUCAGGCCUCACCCUUUCUCGGGCAGGCGUGUUUCAGAGAGAGAGAGAGAGAGAGAGAAAGAAAGGGGGAGAGAGAACACUGUACAUAGAAAUUAUCUCCGAUCGGCUGUCUCCGGCACUACCACCGUCACUGGCAAGUGCUGCUCUCUCACAAAAUCCCAACUUGGCGCUUCGUGUUCUCUAUCUAACGGAGUAAGUCUAUCUACUAUUCUCUCUCAUAUGCAUGCCAAUAGGAUUGUUGUAGAAUAUACAGAUGGGGCAUAAGAAGCGAAACCUCGCUCCGCGCUCAAAGGGGUCGCCGGGGGGCGCCGCAGUCGGGGGAGAUGGCGCCAACUCGGCUGAAGCGGAACAAUCUCCGAAUCUGAAUGUGGGCAACAGUUCGGAAAAGAGUAAGAUGGUAACGGGGGUCGAAUCGGAGGGUUCGGCUUACUCUGCGAUCAAACUGGAAUGCGAGCGGUCGCUGACCGCCCUCCGCCGGGGGAACCACAACAAAGCCCUAAGAAUCAUGAAGGAGUUGAGUGUUCGCCACGACAACUCUGUGCACUCGGCGUUGAUUCACCGAGUUCAGGGGACUGUGUGUGUGAAGGUAGCGUCGAUUAUUGACGAUCCCAAUGCGAAGCAGCGGCAUUUGAAGAAUGCCAUUGAGACUGCUAAGAAAGCGGUGGAGCUGUCACCGAAUUCCAUUGAGUUUGCUCAUUUUUAUGCCAAUUUGCUCUAUGAGGCAGCGAGUGAGGGGAAGGAGUAUGAAGAGGUGGUGCAUGAGUGUGAACGGGCAUUGUCUAUUGACAGUCCGGUUGAUCCUGCAAAGGAAAGCUUGCAGGAUGAGAGCCAGCAGAAGAUAUCAACAGUGGAAGCACGAAUUGGGCAUGUGCAGAAUGAGUUGCGGUCUCUUAUUCAGAAAUCGAACAUUGCAUCAAUUUCGACUUGGAUGAAGAAUCUUGGAAAUGGGGAGGAGAAGUUUAGGUUGAUUCCAAUAAGGAGGGUUUCGGAAGACCCCAUGGAGGUGAGGUUGGUGCAAAGUAAGCGGCCUAAUGAGAUCAAGAAGGCAACUAAGACACAGGAAGAACGGAGGAAGGAGAUUGAAGUCCGGGUGGCUGCAGCAAGGUUAUUGCAGCAGAAGUCAGAUGCGCCUCAAUCACAAAGUGAGGGAGAUAGGACUGAUAAGGCAUCAGAAACAUCUUCAGGACCUGGUCAGAGAGUGGGAGAGCGCCGGAAGAAUGCCCGGAAAUUUGGGUCUACAGUGGAAAGAAAGGAUAGGGUUAGGUCAUAUUGGAAUUCAAUGAGUUUCAAUAUGAGGAAAGAUUUGCUUAAAAUCAGGAUUAGCGAUCUCAAGGCCCAUUUUAGUUCAGUGAAGGAUGGCUUGGCAAGUGGAGUGUUAUCGGAAGCUUUGUCUUUUGUAGAAGUGAAUAAAGCGUGGAAGUUUUGGGUUUGCUGCCGUUGUGGUGAGAAAUUUAAAGAUUCAGAAUUGCACAUGCAGCAUGUUGUGCAGGAGCACAUGGGGAACCUCUUACCCGAAAUGCAGUCUGUUUUGCCCCAAAACAUUGACAAUGAGUGGAUUGAGAUGAUUGUUAAUUGUUCUUGGAAACCACUGGAUAUCUCUGCUGCAGUUAAAAUGCUGAAAAAUGAAUCAAAAUGUCAACAAAAUGAACUUGUUGAUGAAUUUUACACAGGGAACAAUACAGAGGAGUGCAUUGAUUGCUUCAAAGAUGCAUGGGAAUCUUCCCCUGAAAAGGGGAUGUUAGGCGAUGGUUGCAGUUGUGGAAACUUGGUGAAGAGUGACUCUGAUAAGAUUCCAAACCAUGGUACCAGAGAAUGUGAUGGGAAUGAGGGGUCCAAGGCAUACUUGCUUGCCAAUAGAUGGCCACUAGCUGAUGAUUCUGAGCGUGCUAAACUCCUUGAAAAAAUUCAUGUGUUGCUUGAGAUGCUUAUUAAACAUAAGUGUCUAGCUGGGAGCCAUCUUAGCAAGGUGAUGCAAUUUACAACGGAUGAGCUGCAGGGUAUUGCUUCUGGUUCUCAGCUUCUGAACUAUGGUGUGGACCAAACACCUAUGUGCAUAUGCUUUUUGGGAGCUUCCCAACUCAGGAAACUGCUUAAAUUCUUGCAGGAGCUUUCUCAUGCUUGUGGUUUAGCUAGAUCUUCGGAUAAAACAAGCAGUGCCAUGGAUGAUGCAAAUAGUCUCAAUCGGGAUUUUGAUAUCAAAGAGAAUGUUCUCCUAAAUGGAGAUGCUUCGUGUCUUCUUUUGGAUGAGCAUUUACUGCCAACCGAAAAUACCUCCACUGCAAGUCAUGUUGCUGUCACAGAUGAUGCUGCUACAGAAACUUCUCCAAUCAUUUGCAAUGAAAAUGGGGUUCAACCUGAUGGAGGUUCUUUGUUGUCCUGGAUAUUUACAGGUCCCUCAAGUGUGGAACAGUUGGCAUCAUGGAUGCGUAUAAGAGAGGAGAAAUCCAAUCAAGGAAUGGAGAUUUUACAGAUGCUGGAGAAGGAAUUUUGCCACCUGCAGAGCUUGUGCAAGAGAAAAUGUGAGCAUUUAAGCUACGAGGAAGCAUUGCAAGCUGUGGAAGAUCUGUGUCUUGAAGAAGGUAAAAAGAGGGAGAAUGUCACUGACUUUGGUAGUCGAAGCCUUGAGUCUGUCUUAACGAAGCGACGUGAAGAACUUAGGGAGAGUGAGAAUGAAGUCAUGCUCAGCAGCAAUAGAUUUGAGUUUGAUGCCGUAAUAAAUGUAUUAAAAGAAGCAGAAUCUUUGAAUAUGAAUCAGUUUGGAUAUGAGGAACAUUACAAUGGUGUUACCUCUCAUCUUUGUGACUUGGAAUCUGGUGAGGAUGAUGAUUGGAGAUCAAAGGACUUUCUGCAUCAAAUGGAUGCUUGCAUAGAAGUUGCUAUUCAGAGACAGAAAGAACAGUUAUCUGUUGAGCUGAGCAAAAUUGAUGCAAGGAUAAUGCGAAAUGUUACUGGGAUGCAGCAGUUUGAGCUUACUCUUGAGCCUGUGUCUGCCUUUGAUUAUCGGUCCAUAAUAUUGCCUCUAUUGAAAUCAUUCAUGCGGGCACACUUGGAGGAUCUGGCCGAGAAAGAUGCCACACAGAAAUCUGAUGCUGCAAGGGAAGCAUUUUUGGCAGAACUUGCACUUGAUUCCAAAAAGAGUGCCAUUGGGGGAAGUGAUAAUUCAAGACAUAACCAUGACAAGACAAAAGAAAAGAAAAAAAGCAAAGAGUAUAGGAAAAUGAAGGAUUCAAAGGGUACUGGUGGUAGCGAGCAGCACGUUCUUCAUCAUGUGGCAACUGAACAGGAUUCUAGUCCAGUUGCAUCUGAUGGUGAACAUCCAGACUCUGAGCCUGUUGCUUUCGUGAAUGAUGACGAUUCAAAACAUCAAGAAGAGGAACUUAGACGAAAGAUUGAGCUUGAAGCAGAGGAAAGGAAACUUGAAGAAACUUUGGAGUAUCAAAGACGAAUUGAGAAUGAGGCUAAACAGAAGCACCUGGCUGAGCAACGUAAGAAAACAACUGGAAUAAUUCCAGAGAAGGUGGUGAUAGGAUUUUCUGUUGGUUACUUAAAUCCUAGUGCUGAUGAGCAUGAUGCACAUGAACAAUUGGAACAUUUUAAGCAGAAGAGCCAGUUCCCAAACAGUUUUGAUGGCAUGCCUAGGGAUGUUAUGGAUGGUACUACAGUGCUGACUGACUCAAUUACUAGUUCUGCUAAUCAGAGGCUUAGAAGCACUCCCAGUCAGUAUCAUGCAAAAGUUGAACAAGGCUUACCUAAUGGUGGAAGUCCAGUGGAUGGUGUUUUGCUUUCUGAGCGGCGGAUAGGAAGAAAAACUAAACGGCAAAAGAAUUCCACCAAAUUGAUUGAUGGGAAGUAUCAGGCUGUAUCAUCUGGAAAGGAAAACGUUGAAGUGGGGAUUUCACAUAUUGAAGAUCGCGUCAAAGAGCAAGUUAAAAUUCAUGGCAGUGGAGUUAAUCUUCUUUUGGGAGACAAUGGAACAAAGACAUUAAGACAGUUACAAGCAGAGGAGGAUGAUGAGGAAAGAUUCCAAGCAGACCUUAAACAAGCCGUACGUCAAAGUCUUGACGCAUACCAAGCACAUCAGAAACUACCCCUGGUUUCAAGUUUAAGAAUGCCACAAAGGAUGUCUCAUGAAGUGGAUGAUGUUGGUCUUUCACCAGAUGACGUGGUAAUUAAAAAUAUGUCUGGAGCAGAUAUGUUGGGUACUGGGCUGAAGAAUGAAGUGGGUGAAUACAAUUGUUUUCUGAAUGUAAUCAUACAGUCUUUGUGGCAUUUAAGACGAUUUCGAAAUGAGUUCUUGGGGAGAUCAACAUCAGAGCAUGUUCACGUCGGAGAUCCUUGCGUUGUAUGUGCAUUAUAUGAAAUUUUCACUGCCCUGAGCGUAGCAUCUACAGAUACACGACGAGAAGCAGUUGCCCCUUCUGCUCUGAGGAUUGCUCUAAGCAAUCUAUAUCCAGAUAGUAAUUUUUUCCAGGAGGCACAGAUGAAUGAUGCUUCUGAAGUGCUGGGAGUAAUAUUUGACUGCCUUCAUCGGUCAUUCACUUCUUCCAGUAUUUCUGAUACUGAAUCAGUGGAAAGCAAUUGCAUGGCGUCUUGGGAUUGUGCAAACAGCAUUUGUCUCGCACAUUCUCUUUUUGGAAUGGACAUUUUUGAGCGAAUGAAUUGCUACAAUUGUAGUUUAGAGUCUAGGCAUCUAAAGUACACUUCCUUCUUUCAUAAUAUCAAUGCCAGUGCACUCCGAACUAUGAAGGUUAUGUGUGCAGAAAGCUCCUUUGAUGAGCUAUUGAAUCUUGUAGAAAUGAAUCACCAGUUAGCUUGUGAUCCUGAGGCUGGUGGCUGUGGGAAGUUCAACUAUAUCCAUCAUAUUCUCUCAACUCCACCACAUGUUUUUACAAUAGUUUUGGGUUGGCAGAAUACAUGUGAGAGUGCUGAUGACAUAACAGCAACAUUAGCAGCACUGAAUACUGAGAUAGAUGUCAGUGUCCUUUAUCGUGGUCUAGAUCCAAAGAACCGAUAUUGCUUGGUUUCAGUGGUAUGCUAUUAUGGGCAACAUUAUCAUUGCUUUGCCUAUAGUCAUGAGCAUGAACGGUGGGUUAUGUAUGAUGAUAAAACAGUCAAGGUAAUUGGUAGCUGGGACAAUGUUCUUACCAUGUGUGAAAGAGGACAUUUGCAACCUCAGGUUCUUUUCUUUGAAGCUGUAAAUUAGUUUUUGUGGAAUUUCUCGAAUUAUUUGCUGCAUGGGGGAGCAUCAACUUUGUGGUACCUUGAGAUUUGACUUCUAUCUAUGAUUAUGUGUUGCUGCGGUUGUGCUUAUGAAACUUGCAGUAUCUAUUUCGGAAGAAGUUUAAAAAGUUUUGAUAUAAAAUCAAGAAUUUUGUCAUACAGUGAAGGGUUUUUGUAGGAGCAACUUGUCCUCUCAGGGAGACAUAAUGUAUUAAAAGAGUUUGUGUUUCAGAAUGAGGAAAUCAGGUUAUUGAAGGGCCUGAACCAUGGGUUUUGGUACACUUGGAAAGUCCAAAUACUUUUAUCAGCAUAAUUAGGGUUUUGGUUUUCUCCUUUUCUCUGGGGUCUUUUCAAUAAGGUGGUUUGGUUGAAGAAAGGAGCAGUGACCACCGAAGUGCCUGGCGGGCAGGAAUGCAGAGGAUCAUGCUUCUGAUUUGCAAGUUGAUCAUUAGCAGCUGUUGCUGGGGGCAUAGAAUAGUUGUGCACAGGGAAAUACCAGUUUAUUUAGAUUCAAAAUGUUGUCUGGUGGAUUUUGUUUUCAUUUUUUCUUUUUCUUAAUUUAAAAGUGGUACUGUAUAGAUCACAUUUUGAUGGCCCCUUGGGUCCCUACUGCAGCAUAUAGUAAAAUUAAUUAAAAAAUCAUGUUGCUGCUGAUGGAUUUUGAAUUUUGAAUUGAAACAGACACUUCGUAGCUA